Diabrotica virgifera virgifera (western corn rootworm) is the source of this 727-nucleotide messenger RNA. Its product is annotated as partner of xrn-2 protein 1. The coding region runs from base 185 to 538 and encodes 117 amino acids. Lineage: Eukaryota; Metazoa; Arthropoda; Insecta; Coleoptera; Chrysomelidae. The transcript is spliced from 3 exons. The record is from RefSeq and is a predicted model, not a curated record.
UAGAUACGCCAUGACCACCCCCCUUAACUAUGUCUAUGGGCAUGUCAGUUUAGCCAUCCACCGACCACCACUGACAGUUCAUUGGAAUCCCUAAUUCAAAACAAACCAAUCCAUCCACAUUGUUUUGAAUUUUAAUUUUGUUUAAUUAAAAUUGUAAGUUUAUUAAUAUUUUUCUGAAAUCAAAAUGACCAAGACGUACCCAACCAACUGGGACAUAAACAAAUAUAAGGAUGAUACAGAACCAGAGCAUCACUGGGAAUUAAGGAAGAAGUUUUUUGAAGCCCAUAAAGGCAACUUCAGUGAGGACUAUUUAGUUGCCUUGGGAAAGGCUUUUACCAAUAUUGAAUUUAUGGGUUGCAUGUAUCCUCAGAAAUUGAUGGUUCGCAUAGCUGAACUUUCUAAAGAUGUUGCAAAAGCUUACAGGGAGGAAAAGAAAUCAAAGUUGCAAAGAACAUUUGUAACUGCUUCUAGCGCUGCUGAAACCAGAAUAAAAAAUAGGAGGCAAGAUCCUGGUCCGGCACAAAGAGGAAGAAGAUAAAAGAAAGACUGUUUAUUAAUAUUAUUACAUAAGAAUUUACAGUGGGACACAUGAAAUGAAAUGCAAAAAUUCAAUAUAAAAUUUUAUUAAAAACAUAUACACAAAUCAAAUUAAUUCUGGAUUCAUUAUAACUAAUAAUAGUGACAAAAUAAAGUUUGUAUUGCAAUAAAUUACAUUUUUUUAUACAUC